AUCAUCCCUGACCUGAGUGGUAUUCACAACAAAUAUACGAAUUUUUUAAUUUAAACUUCUUUUGAGCUGGCGGUGAGGUAAAUAAAAACUGUGAGAGAGAUGAGCGCAACGCGUCCGCACUGCUUCGUUUGCGGAAAAAUAAAGGCCGUGGGAGUGUUCCAGCUUAUCGAAGGAUGCAUUGUGCCAGGAACAUUUAAGCCCAUAAAGGAUAUAUUAAAGUACUUUGAGAAAAUAAUCAAUCAACGCUUGGACUUAACGCCGGCCUCUGUAGCGUGCAGAGACUGUUUAGAGUAUCUGUUCAAUUACGAUCGGCUGGUGAGGAAUCUCAGUCAGGUGCAACGCCAAAUCGCGGAUGCUUUGCUUGAAUGCAGGAAAAAGAAAACGGAAACGAAGCCGUUGGUCAAGAAAGAGAUCGCAAAAGCAAGAGUGCAGGUUCCAACAUUCAAAAUAAUCCACAACGACGUCAGCUCUACGCCAGCACAAGAGGAAUCUCCAAACACAUUAUUCUCCCAACAGGAUAACGCAGAAUCCUUUAAAGAUGAACUGGAGGCAAUGAUUGAGGAAGAUCCGGAGGAAUUCCAGUUCACCGACAAUGAGGAGAGCAUGGAGUCGUCUGAGUCCGAGAUAUUCGAAACUUUGGAUGCCCCAUGCCACAUAUGCGGCGAACUAUUUUCGAGCCAGGAAAUCCUAGAGAGACACAUUAAGACCGACAAUUGCCAGAAAAACGAAUACUCCACCUGCAAUGUGUGUGGCCUGAAGGUCAAAGACGACGAGGUCCUCGACUUGCACAUGAACCUUCACGAAGGCAAGACCGAGCUGGAGUGCCGCUACUGCUCCAAAAAGUUCUCCCACAAGCGAAACGUUCUGCGGCAUAUGGAGGUGCAUUGGGAUAAAAAGAAGUACCAGUGCGACAAAUGCGGGGAACGCUUCUCCCUUUCGUGGCUCAUGUACAACCAUCUCAUGCGCCACGACGCCGAGGAGAACGCUCUCAUUUGCGAAGUGUGCCAUCAGCAAUUUAAGACCAAGCGCACCUACAAGCACCACCUACGCACCCACCAAACCGAUCGUCCGCGCUAUCCCUGCACAGAGUGCGAAAAGUCAUUUGUGGACAAGUACACCCUGAAGGUGCACAAGCGUGUCCAUUUGCCAGUAGAAUCCACAUCCUAACCGGCCAGCC
Messenger RNA from Drosophila obscura, 1177 nucleotides. Its product is annotated as serendipity locus protein beta. Gene Ontology annotation, molecular function: RNA polymerase II transcription regulatory region sequence-specific DNA binding; DNA-binding transcription factor activity, RNA polymerase II-specific. NCBI's taxonomy places the organism in Eukaryota, Metazoa, Arthropoda, Insecta, Diptera, Drosophilidae. Gene Ontology annotation, biological process: regulation of transcription by RNA polymerase II. The coding region runs from base 100 to 1167 and encodes 355 amino acids. The transcript is spliced from 2 exons. Gene Ontology annotation, cellular component: nucleus. The record is from RefSeq and is a predicted model, not a curated record.